Molecule: messenger RNA, 585 nt
Organism: Parnassius apollo (apollo)
Lineage: Eukaryota; Metazoa; Arthropoda; Insecta; Lepidoptera; Papilionidae
Source: the annotation of a GenBank genome assembly
AUGAACUUAGACCCAUUGGAUUGUAUUGAUCAACCAAGUCGGAAUUCUGUUGACGAGGAAUCUGACAGACUUGGCCAACCUGGAACACCCAUACAAGCUAUCCCUGUAGAAGUGCCUGCUUUCAAUGAUAUAAACGAACUAACGAACCAAGUACCUGAAUUCGAAAAUCAAAAUCAAAUCCAACCAAAAAUGCUUCUUAGAAAACGUAAAGGAGACCCAAGUGAAUGGAGAGAUAAUAAGAACAAGAAACUUAAAAAUUCAGGCCAAGCAUAUGAAGGUGCUCGUAAUAAAAAACAUCAUGAGAAAAAGAAUAUUUUAAGUAAUUGUGCUUGUAAAAAAGGUUGCGCGUUAAAAUUUAAUACUGAAGACAGAAGUAGACAGCUUCGGCAGAAACAGAUGUCCGAAACAAUUGAAAGUAUUGAACUAAAGCCAGCAUACGACAAGCCCCUCCCUAUAAAAAAAGCUUUGUAUAAUGAUCUCCUAACCCGGUGUAAAUCCCAAGCAAUUCCCUACCAUUAUCAACCAUUUUAUAGGAACUUAAGCUUUUGUGAUAUUGAAUCAGGUCACGAUGAGGAUUCUGAUUAA